AUGGCUUCCAUCUUGACUGCUGGAGAGGCUGUCGCACGCAUUGCAUACCUGGCCAGCGACGUCGUCGUCUCUGUCCAGCCUUCUCUCGCCUCCGACUCUGAGUUCUCCAACUUCUUCAUCACCUACCAACAGAACAAGGCUUCAGGACUGGUCUCAACAUCUCCCGAGGUUGUUCCUGUUAAGCACAAUGCAGACCCUCUGCUCUCAGCAUUCCAACCGCUUCGCUCGGGCAAGCUCGUCUCGGUGACAACUUCGUCUUCGAUCCUGGUCCGCUCCGUUCCUCACCUCUACAAGCUCGCACAAUAUCCCGUAGUCUUGCACGUUGCACUUCAACCAGCGGGCUACCCUGAUUACUCGGACAUCACCUCGAUCAGACAGUCUGGUUUUACUUUCCUUCAGUCUGAGUCAUUGCAGGAGGCACAAGAUCUCGCCGUGACUGCACAUGCUCUGGCUAUCAAGUCUGGAAAGGGUGUUAUCCACUUCUUCGACUCCGCCAAUCUCGCCAAUGACAACCCUAUCAACCAGGAAGACAGAGAGCUAGUCAGAAAGAUUCUCAAGGUUGAACAAUACACUGCAGCGAGCUCCACCGAGUCUGGUCUUUACGCAGAUGAUGGAAAGGUCGCCACCCGUACCACCGCUGGUGCUGUCCCCGGUGUCAAUGGCUCAGCUACCCCUGAGCGUAUUGCAGCUUCGGCCGACAAGCCUGCCUCUGCCCCGGUAAGCGAUCGUGAAUCGUCCAGCGGCUCAAGCUCCGACGGUCGCAACGGCAGCAGCGACAGCGCAUCUGUUAUCUCUUCCAAUGCGACUUCGGUCGAAUCUGUUUCGAGCAGACCUGUCACUUCAGAGGAUAUCGACGUCUUCACCACUCAGAUCUGGUCCGAGUUAUUCGAGGCUACCGGCAGAAGAUACAAGGCUUUCGAGUACUCCGGCCCUGAAGACGCCGAGUCAGCCGUCUUCUUGUUCGGAUCCGACACUGCUCUUUUCGCUCAAGAAGUCGACAAGGCCAGUUCCUCUGACGAGUUUUACGGUGCUGGUAUCAUCACUGCUCGCCUCUACAGACCUUGGUUGGGCGCAAAGCUCCUUCAGACUCUCCCUAAGAGCUUGAAGAGGAUCGCCGUUUUAGAGCAGAUCCGUCGCAAGACUACUCGUUGGGGUCCCCUCCUUCUAGACCUUCUUGUCUCUAUCAAAUCCGCUGGAAACGCCGGUCCUUUGGUUGUUGGCCACCAGCUUGGUUACAUUGAGCCUUCCACAAUUCGUCAAGCACUGAAGGGCAUUUUCCAGAACUUGUCCUCUCCUUCGCCUAUCCAGAACCUUGAAAUUGGAAACCACGAGGGCCCCAAGAAUGCUGAGCAGCAAUUCGAGUUGGAGCAACCUAAGGUUGAGAACGCCUACAUGAAGAUCCUUGAUCAGCUGUUUGGAAACCGUCUCUACGUCGCCAACAGACUUGGAGCUGAUGAUGCAGGUGUUUCGAAUGAGAUCAGCGCAACUCCUGAGUACGGUUUUGGUUCCCUUGUCGCACGCUCCGAGCACAGAGAACGCUUCAUUUCCGAGGUGCAGACUGCUGCCAAGUCUGGUGACUUUGCAACUGAUGCCCCUAAGCAACAACUCUCUCAAUGGCUUCUUGAGGCUCAGCAGGCCUCCAAGGCAAACAGCCUUGCCCCUGAGGUCAUCUCUAGCCUGGAUAGCGACAAGUCUGCCCUGGCUACCGAGCUUCUUUCCAACCAGGGACUGUUCUUCAAGGAAUCGCAAUGGCUUAUUGGUUCAGACGCAUGGGCUUACGACUUGGGUAAUUCGGGUGUUCACCACGUUCUCGCAUCCGACAAGAAUGUCAACAUGCUCAUCAUUGACUCGCAGCCCUACUCGGAAAGAGCUGCCGCUGACGCUUCAAGAAGAAAGAAGGAUAUCGGUCUUUACGCUAUGAACUUUGGUAAUGCCUACGUCGCCUCUGUCGCUGUCUACAGCUCUUACACUCAGGUGCUGCAAUCCAUGCUUGAGGCCGAGCAGUUCAACGGCCCCUCGGUCGUUGUUGCUUACCUCCCUUACAGCAAGGAAACCGACUCGCCAUUGUCUGUUCUCCAGGAGACUAAGAAGGCCGUUGACAUUGGUUACUGGCCUCUUUACAGAUGGAAUCCUCGUGCCGAGGAGAACGGCGAGGAGAACUUCCAGCUGGAUUCUGAACGCAUUAGACAAGAGCUCAAGGAGUUCCUUAAGAGGGACAACUACCUUACUCAGUUGAUGAAGAGACACCCUCAGUUCAGCGCAAACCUUUCGCAGUCCUAUGGAUCUGAGGUUCGUCAAAUUCAGAAGCGCAAGGCCAAGGAUGCCUACAGUAGUCUCCUUGAAGGCUUGCAGGGCGCCCCACUGACUAUCUUGUUCGCUUCCGACAACGGCAACUCGGAGAACCUGGCUAAGCGUUUGGGCAACCGUGGUAAGGCUAGAGGCUUGAAGACUAUGGUUAUGGCCAUGGACGAUUAUCCUCUGGAAGAUCUUUCCACUGAAGAGAACGUCGUCAUGAUUAGCAGUGUUGCUGGUCAGGGUGAGUUCCCUCAGAAUGGCAGAAACUUCUGGGAGGGUGUCAAGAACUCUACCGACUUGGAUCUCGCCAGCGUCAACUUCUCCGUCUUUGGUCUUGGUGACAGCCACUACUGGCCUAGAAAGGAAGACAAGAUUUACUACAACAAGCCCGCAAAGGACCUUUACGCCAGAGUGCUCACCCUUGGUGGCAAGUCUCUUGUCGACUGUGGUCUUGGUGAUGACCAAGAUCCAGAUGGUUACCAGACUGCCUACAAUGAGUGGGAGCCUAAGCUCUGGGAUGCCCUGGGCGUUGGUAACGUUGAAGGUCUUCCUGAUGAGCCCCCACCGGUCACCAACGAGGAUAUCAAGAUUGCCUCCAACUUCCUUCGUGGAACCAUUGCUGAGGGUCUCUUGGACCAGUCCACUGGAGCUAUCUCCGCUGCUGACCAACAGCUUACCAAGUUCCACGGUACUUACAUGCAGGAUGACCGUGAUAUCAGAGACGAGCGCAAGGCCCAGGGCCUCGAGCCUGCCUACUCUUUCAUGAUCCGUUGCCGUUUGCCCGGUGGUGUUGCUACGGCAGACCAGUGGGUCCAAAUGGACGCUAUUGCUUCGACUUUGGGCAACGAGACCAUGAAGUUGACUACUCGUCAAACCUUCCAGUUCCAUGGUGUGAUCAAGAGCAAGCUGAAGCCCGCCAUGCAGGCUAUCAACAAGGCCCUCAUGACCACCAUCGCUGCUUGUGGUGAUGUCAACCGUAACGUCAUGUGCAGCAGUUUGCCAGAGCACUCUGAGUACCACGCCGAGGUUCAUGCCUGCUCCAAGCUGAUCAGCGACCACCUCUUGCCUUCGACCACUGCUUACCACGAGAUCUGGCUCAAGGACGAAAACGACAACAAGACUCAGGUUGCUGGAGAUGCUGUUCAGGAUCACGAGCCUUUGUAUGGGCCUACCUACUUGCCCCGCAAGUUUAAGAUCACUAUCGCUAUUCCUCCUCACAACGACACUGACGUCUACGCUCACGAUAUCGGUCUCAUCGCUAUCAAGGGCGAGGACGGACAUCUCGCUGGAUUCAACCUGCUUGCUGGUGGUGGUAUGGGUACUACUCACAACAACAAGAAGACUUACCCACGCACUGGCAGUCUUCUUGGCUACGUUUCCAAGGACAAGGUCCACAUUGCUUGUGAGAAGGUCAUGCUCGUUCAACGUGACAACGGUGAUCGCAAGAACCGCAAGCACGCUCGUCUGAAGUACACCAUGGACGACAUGGGCGUUGAUGUCUUCAAGGCAGAGGUUGAGAAGUAUUGGGGUGAGAAGUUCGAGGAGGGUCGUCCAUUCCACUUCAAGAGCAACAUCGACACCUUUGGCUGGCAAAAGGAUGAGAACGGCAAGAACCAUUUCACCAUGUUCAUCGAGAACGGACGUAUCGAGGAUACAGCCGACUUCCCUAUGAAGACUGGUCUGCUGGAGAUUGCCAAGGCUCACAAGGGAGAGUUCCGCCUCACCGGUAACCAGCAUCUCAUCCUUUCCAACGUUACUGAUGAGGAGUUGCCCAAGAUGAAGGAGAUGUUGGCCAAGUACAAGCUGGACAACACCAACUUUAGUGGACUUCGUCUCAGCAGUAGUGCUUGUGUGGCCUUCCCUACUUGUGGUCUCGCCAUGGCAGAGUCCGAACGCUACCUGCCAGAGCUCGUCACCAAGCUUGAAGGUGUGCUUGAAGAGAACGGUCUUCGUCAGGACAGCAUUGUGAUGCGUAUGACUGGAUGUCCCAACGGUUGUGCCCGUCCUUGGCUUGCCGAGGUAGCAUUCGUUGGCAAGGCUUACGGUGCAUACAACAUGUACCUUGGUGGUGGAUACCACGGCCAGCGUCUCAACAAGCUCUUCCGCAGCUCCAUCAUGGAGGAGGAAAUCCUCAGCAUCAUGAAGCCGCUGCUCAAGCGCUACGCAACCGAAAGAAACGAUGGCGAGCAAUUCGGAGACUUCUGCAUCCGCAUUGGCAUGAUCAAGCCCACGACCGAGGGCAAGUUCUUCCACCACGACACGGCCGAGGUUGAAUCGGACGAAGAGUAG
This is a messenger RNA of Aureobasidium melanogenum CBS 110374, 4584 nucleotides long. RefSeq names its product sulfite reductase hemo protein. Gene Ontology annotation, biological process: amino acid biosynthetic process; sulfate assimilation. The record is from RefSeq and is a predicted model, not a curated record. The transcript is spliced from 4 exons. Bases 1 to 4584 code for a protein of 1527 amino acids. NCBI's taxonomy places the organism in Eukaryota, Fungi, Ascomycota, Dothideomycetes, Dothideales, Saccotheciaceae. Gene Ontology annotation, molecular function: sulfite reductase (ferredoxin) activity; heme binding; sulfite reductase (NADPH) activity. Gene Ontology annotation, cellular component: sulfite reductase complex (NADPH).